Messenger RNA from Annulohypoxylon truncatum, 1873 nucleotides. RefSeq names its product cytochrome P450. Lineage: Eukaryota; Fungi; Ascomycota; Sordariomycetes; Xylariales; Hypoxylaceae. The transcript has 5 exons. Gene Ontology annotation, molecular function: heme binding; iron ion binding; oxidoreductase activity, acting on paired donors, with incorporation or reduction of molecular oxygen. The record is from RefSeq and is a predicted model, not a curated record. The coding region runs from base 136 to 1716 and encodes 526 amino acids.
CUCAGUUAUUACAUACGCUGCUGUCCUUAUGGACUUUGUCCUAGCAGUCAUCAUAUACCUAUCCUUCCGGAUUUCGACGUUCCUACGCAAUGGCGGUCACUUUCACCUUCAACCAUUCUUUUACCUUGUGUUGCCAUGGAGUUGCUUCAAAGUUUACUUCUGCAUGCAUUAAAUGCUGCAUUUUUGACCUUAAUAUAUCACAUCGCUAUUGGUAUACACCGUCUUCUAUUUCAUCCCUUGAGAAAAUAUCCCGGCCCCCUUACUGCAAAACUGUCAGGCUUUUACGGUGCCUACUAUGCUUGGGGGCGCAACCUUCACCUCAAAACAUGGGAAGAUCAUAAAAAAUACGGUCCUGUGGUUAGGCAAGGACCUAACAAGCUUGUGUUUAACUCAGCCGGUGCUCUACGAGAUAUAUAUCAAAAUGAACGAAUCACAAAGUCUCGUGCUUAUCUCAUUGCACAACGGGCACCCAGUGUCUGGGGCCUCUUCAGUACUAUGGACAGACAGAUGCAUCAGAAGAAACGCAAGCUCCUUGGCCCAGUAGUCGGCAAUCGGUCGUUGCAAGCGUUCGAGCCUACUAUGAUAGACCAAGUCGAUAUUUUCCUCCGUAAUUUACUUCUAUCAUGCCAAGAUAAUUCUUCCACACCUGUCAACAUGACAGAGAGAUUCAGUUACUUGACCAUGGAUAUCAUGAGUCAUUUUGUAUUUGGAUAUCCCCUAAAUCUCCAAUCGGAGACGGUUCAUCGGUUCAUGACUCGUUCUACCCCGAACAUAUUCCUCAAUGUUGCCUUGCAGUUACCUUUCUUGAGCAAGAUUCCUGUGUCGUAUUUUCGACACAUUCGGGCCCUGUUAAGGGGAAGUCAAUACCACAAUACCCAAACAAAGAUGAUCAAGGCACGCCUAGCCAAGAGUUCGCAUGCCAAGCAAGAUCUUCUUUACAUGUCAGAUACCUUGCAGAUACCCGAGGAUGACAAUACGUUCAUUGAAGAGGCUCGGUCCGAGGCUACGUUCAUUCUCCUAGCAGGGAGUGACACUAUGUCAACUUGUCUUAGUGCAUUAUUCUUCUAUCUUUCAAGGAAUACACGAUGCUACCAGCGACUUGUCAGCGAGAUCCGAUCUACAUUUCGUAAUGGUGGCGAAAUUCGGAGCGGGUCACGUCUUGCAAGUUGUCGCUAUUUACGCGCAUGUCUUGACGAGGCUCUUCGGAUGUCUCCGCCGAUACCCGGCACUCUUUGGAGAGAACAAGUACUAGAGAGCUAUAGUGGUACAGACCCACUGGUUAUCGACGGUCACAUCAUACCUCCGGGGACCGAAGUUGGCGUGAAUACAUACGCCCUUCACCACAACGAAAACUACUUCCCAGAGCCAUUUGAAUUCAAGCCAGAACGGUUCCUCUCUGGUGACGUCGACAUAGAUAAACGUGCUUACGAAGGAUUCGCCCCCUUUUCUAUAGGCCCGCGUGGAUGUAUUGGGAAAUCUAUGGCCUAUACAGAAGCGAGCAUAAUCGUAGCCAAAACGCUUUGGUAUUUCGAUUUUGAGCAAGCGCAGGGCGAGGCGGGCGAACUGGGAAAGGCGAAGUCCUGUGGACUUGGCCGUAUGGAAGAACGGAUUGCUGAGUAUCAUAUCCGUGAUGUAUUUGCUACUGAACAUGAUGGACCUUGCCUUAAUUUCCGCCCGCGAGAACACUACGCACACGAUCUCGGGAAGGUUCCUUGAUUUCGGAUACGGGUACGUCAUUCAAGCGAGGUGUUGGAGUACUUCGCAUAUCCCCCUUGGCGAUGGGAAUUUGUAUGUAUGGCAAUAUGUACCUAGUAAUUAUUUUUAUGUAUAAAUGAUUAAGAUUGCGAUAGAUUAAUUAUUUUGCGUACCACAG